Trematomus bernacchii (emerald rockcod) is the source of this 3194-nucleotide messenger RNA. RefSeq names its product interleukin-31 receptor subunit alpha-like. The record is from RefSeq and is a predicted model, not a curated record. Bases 260 to 2557 code for a protein of 765 amino acids. Gene Ontology annotation, molecular function: protein binding. Lineage: Eukaryota; Metazoa; Chordata; Actinopteri; Perciformes; Nototheniidae. The transcript is spliced from 15 exons.
GUAACAGAGGCUGUGGACGAAGUAGCUCACUUCCUCUUAGCUCUCUGUGUUUCCAGUUGAGUAAUAACUCCCGUUUAUUUCAGGGUUUGCUUGAGUUCCUGUUAGUUGAAAGCUAAUAUACAGAGUUAGUUUGAAAAUGCGGUACAGUGUAGUGUACAGUUGGUCUUAUCAGACAUAGUUAAAGCGAUUUUAUUUAUUUGAUCUUGUGCACCUGGAUAUAUCACAUCUUUAAAAGUCUUUAUUUCUAGUUAUAAAAGAAAUGUAUUUAUUCUUAGCUCUGUUUAUCCUGGCUGCAAACCCCUCCAUUUGUAAGGGCAAGGAUGAGAAAAAGUGCGACGUUGUCCCUAAAAAUAAUUACAUCGAAGUGGGAUCCGAUAUCAAUAUAACUUGUCUGACAUGUGGCCAUGGCAAAAUCUACUGGAGACUGAACACAUCACGUUUGAACUCCUCACACACAGUCCUGUCCCUGAGGAACUUCACACACCAAAGUGCCACGGUGCAGUGCCACAGUACAGAUUCUCAGCAAGUGAUCGGAGGCACCACCAUCAACACGUAUUCAAAACCCUAUAAUAUAUCAUGCAUCUUGCAUAAAAAAACUGAUGGUAUACCAGACCUGUUGACAUGCAAAUGGGAUCAUCGGAUUGAUCCUAAAUUGGAUGUAAACUACACAGUAGGCCCACUGAACUCCUCUGGCCAGAAAGAGAUGUGCAAAACACGUGAAACAACAUGCACGGUCAAAGGUGUAAGUGUGUUGUCGGACAUCACUAUUACCGUGAGAGCUAAAACUGCUGAUUGGGAAGUUGAUUCAGACACUCAUACAUUUCAGCCAACGCACAUAUGGAAAAUGAUCCCUCCCCGCUUGAAAGAAACCAGCAGCUUUGCUGAUCAUCUGUUGGUUGAGUGGGAUCGGGGACUCAUUAAAAAAGAGUGUCGAUGUGAAGUCAAAUACAACGAGACGAAGCUUAAUAAGGCUCUAAAAGAAAAAGAACAUGGGAAUAUGACCAUUGAACAAGUGGAGUCCUGCAGUUACUACACAGUUUCAGUCCGCUGUGCUUUAAUGGAGCCUGCUCCCUGGAGCGACUGGAGCCAGGAGAAGACAGUUCUGACCGAACUGAACGAGAAUAAUGUCAGGCUGCGUCUGUGGAGAAAGGUAGCUGAACCGCAGAAAAAUGGAGUUAGAAAAGUUCAUGCCAUGUGGAAGGAUAUUACUUCAACAUGCCGAGGCACAUUUACCUACACUAUUGAACCGACUCCUUACAAGGAAGCCAUGAUGGGAGGAAACUAUACGGAAACUUUAUGCGGCAAGUCAGACUGUGAUGUUGAAGUGAACCAAGAUGCACACAGAUUAAACCUCAACAUGUUCCAUAAUGAAACCCUGCUUGUUGUUGCCGCUGUUCAUGUCCCAGCAAUUGGAGAAAGCCUCCCUCAAGUUACCGACAUCCAGACCUCAGCCCUUGAAGGCGUUAUUCUGGUUACCUGGAAAGCUCCUAUCCAGCCUGUCAGUGGUUACAUGAUUGACUGGACCCACGAUGGAAAUCAAUACUAUUGGAAGGAGACCAAUUACACAAAUGCCACUCUGUCUGGUCUCCUGGAUAAGAAGCCAUACAAUGUUACAGUUACUCCCCUCUUUGUUGAUAAGACCGGUCAUGGCACACAAGCCCUACAGAUCUGCUCCAGAGUGGGGGGUCCAGGCAAUGUCACUAUCCACAUUAAUAAGACUAAUGCCAAAAAUGCUCUGGUGAGCUGGAAUGUGAAGUCCCAGGAGGAAUGCAGUGGUGACGUUGUCGAAUACAUCGUCUUCUACCGUAAACUGGACCGUCUGGAGCUGUGGCUCAAUGUGACUGUAAUUGGCACAGAGCAGGCCAUCCCUUUGGAAGAUCUGCUUCCAGACACCCAGUACGAAUUCUAUGUUAAGGCCACGGCUGCUACUGGAACUACCAAAAGCACUGAAAUGUUCUUUAAAACUAAAAGAUUUGGUCGGUGGUUCAUCACAACACUCGUUGUCUGUGGAGGCGUUGUUAUAAUUCUUGUGUUAUCUCUUGGAUUAGGCUGUGCUAUUUCGUGGAAGAAAUUCAGGGAGAAGCCGGUACCGAACCCUGGCUGCAGUUCUUUGGCGUUGUGGCCACCACGUGAAGAGGGAACGGGAUCCAUUUGGCAAUUCAACAAUCCAUCUGAGAGCGUCUGUGACAGGGUUUACACGGAGGAAAGUCAGAAAACGUCGACAUCUCCACUAGGUUCAGGUCUAAAUCCAUACCCAGCCAUUUACCAGACAGACGAAUACAUUGACCCAGACAUGGCCUCAGCACCAGAAACAGACCCUGAAGAGCGGCUCAAACCUGCAACUACGCAGCAUCACUCCUCUCCUAAUGACUCAAUAGAACCGCUUCUUCCUGAGAACAACCCCAGCAGCCCGUAUCGGAGUCAGACUUCUGGGGAAAAUCCGGGCAAGAGGCCUGAUAAACAAAAUAAACAUUCUCCAGUGAAACAGCCAGAUAGAAAAACACCUGUGAUGGUCUAUGUCACUUUGGACAUGUUUGAACAAAACCAGUGCAGGUGAGGGAAAUGGAAACUAUAAUAACAUUCCAAGAGUCAAGAAUCAUCUCCAGAAAAAGCAGAUUCUUGCGAAAUACUAUUGUUUGUUGCAUUACCGAUACAAACAUGUGAUAUAUAAAGCUAAAACAUUUGUGUAGAAGAUGCUUUAUUGAGUACAUAGAUAUGUGUACAGUAUGACAAUAACGGUAUAUUUAUCUGGCAACAGUUUCUGGUCUGAUUUGAUGCAAAGUCAAUGAAAGGAAUGCAUUUUUUUAAUUUAGUAUUUACAGUCAGUACUAAAUAUUAAGAAUACAUUCAUUUUAGGUCGUUUUUAUUUCUAUAUUGCAAUACAAUUGGGGCCAUCUUAUGAAGCUGAAAUGAUAUAAAGAUAUCUGUUUGUGCAAUCAUAGCAUGCUGAGAAUAUAUAUAAACGGUGAAAACUAUAUGUUGGUGUAAAAGUCAUAAUAUUAGCUAUAUAUUAUAAUAAUAUUGUCUUAUGUUUCCUGUUCUAUCAGUGAUAUCUGCAUUUAUUAUAAAAAAGUAAACAACUUACUUUACACUGGAAAGCUAUUACUCACUCCUUGUUUUACUCUUACUCUUACUUGUUUUGACAAUGACAUGUACUAUUCAUAAGCUAUUUAAUAUUAAAGAAAUGACAUACA